AUGACCUUACUAACAGUCAGCUUAACUGUUUUGUCUACUGACACCCCUCACCACAACCACACAUCUACUGACACCCCUCACCACAACCACACAUUUACUGACACCCCUCACCACAACCACACAUCUACUGACACCCCUCACCACAACCACACAUCUACUGACACCCCUCACCACAACCACACAUCUACUGACACCCCUCACCACAACCACACAUCUACUGACACCCCUCACCACAACCACACAUCUACUGACACCCCUCACCACAACCACACAUCUACUGACACCCCUCACCACAACCACACAUCUACUGACACCCCUCACCACAACCACACAUCUACUGACACCCCUCACCACAACCACACAUCUACUGACACCCCUCACCACAACCACACAUCUACUGACACCCCUCACCACAACCACACAUCUACUGACACCCCUCACCACAACCACACAUCUACUGACACCCCUCACCACAACCACACAUCUACUGACACCCCUCACCACAACCACACAUCUACUGACACCCCUCACCACAACCACACAUCUACUGACACCCCUCACCACAACCACACAUUUACUGACACCCCUCACCACAACCACACAUCUACUGACACCCCUCACCACAACCACACAUCUACUGACACCCCUCACCACAACCACACAUCUACUGACACCCCUCACCACAACCACACAUUUACUGACACCCCUCACCACAACCACACAUCUACUGACACCCCUCACCACAACCACACAUUUACUGACACCCCUCACCACAACCACACAUUUAAUGACCAGUGGCUUAAACGGUAUCUGUGUUAA
This is a messenger RNA of Oncorhynchus kisutch (coho salmon), 819 nucleotides long. RefSeq names its product histidine-rich glycoprotein-like. Lineage: Eukaryota; Metazoa; Chordata; Actinopteri; Salmoniformes; Salmonidae. The transcript has a single exon. The record is from RefSeq and is a predicted model, not a curated record. The coding region runs from base 1 to 819 and encodes 272 amino acids.